GCAAAGAAUUGCAAGUACUCCAAGGACAUACAAGGAUAGUGCAGUGUUUGGCUCUGUCACACAGUGGAACAGCAUUUGCAUCCGGGUCAGAAGACGGUACAACAAGACUCUGGAAUGUAGAGAGUUUUGAACAGCUUCUUGUUUUACCAGGAGAACGUGGUAAUGUAGUGAUUGCAUUGGAUUUCAGUACAGACGAUCAGCGACUGUUUACUGGAUCGGCUGAUGGUAAGCAUCUAAAGCCCCGAUCAAACGAGGAUGAGAGUUGAUACGAGUUGGCAAGUGAGAGUGUGCAUGUGAGUUUUUCAAUGAGAGUAAGAGAGUUGUCUGUAAAACCGAGUGAGAGUUGCAACUCUUAUCAACUCUCAUCUAGGUAAGCUUGAUCGGGGCUUAAAUGUUUCGUACCUGAGCUCGCAACGUUUCAAACAAGCCUUUUAAGACUAGAACGAAAUUUCGGGCUGCCAGCAAGCUAUCUAAGACCGACACAAUUAAUUCCUGAAAAUGUCAGAUAUGUCGUUCUUCUACGCAUUUUAUACAGCACAUGUAACUGCAUACAGUCCUUUUUUUAAUUAUUAUUAUUAUUGAAACGUUUCACAAUAAGUAGCUGAAAGCUAAUUACAAUGCGAAUUAACAAUUGUAUACUAUUAGAAUACAAAAAGUUUAUGUUACAGGUAAAUUUACAAUACAACUAUAGCGAACUACUUUAUAUUUACAACAAUCAAAUGCAGUGGUAUACAUUAAUGUACAACUAAGAACUGUGCUCAUUAAAAGGGCAUAAUUUUCUAUGGCAAAAAUAGUUGGGCUACUUUUAAACCUUUCCGUCCUACAUUUAAAAUUAUAUAUCUUAUUAUCAUUUAACCUUGUUUCUCUUCCCCUUAUUCGGUUGACGGUAAAAGGUAACAGGUCAUGUAAUUUAUGUAUAGGAUAUAUCAUGUCUUAACCAGAUUUUGCGUAUAGUUUCUCUCCGAUUUUCUAAGGUUUUAAAACUACGCUGAGUAGACAAGCACGAUUAUAAUCUGUAGAUUUAUUGUUGAUGCACUUCGUAGCUAAAGUUUUUCUACAACUGACUGAGUUAUACAAAUAGUUACAUGUUACCUUUUGUGACUGUAAGUCUGGGAAACAGAUCUUACACAACCUCUACCUCUUAAUUGCCACCACUAACCCUAAACAUGAGUUUUAGUAUAUCUAAUAUUUGAGUCAUUUAAAAAGAAAUAUAAGAUGGCUUUAUUGGGAAAAUCUCACCUUUAUGGACGUUUUUGCCCUGAUAAAUUGCAAAUUAGUUUACAUUUGCUUUUUGCUGCUAAAAUUCAUCUAAUGACACCAUAUCCGGCAACUUCGACGGUGAAAAAAAUUAUCAAGAUGAAAUUUUUUACGGCAAACAUAUAUUACAUUUCUUCUCGGAAUGACCCAAAUGUUACACCCACCAAAAAUCGCAUUUGAGGUUAGACAUAAUUAAUGAACGAUCUCAGACGACAACCUUACUAAUGUUUACCAUGUAUACUAGGGAAACUGAGAGUAUGGCGUGUGGCCACAGGUGAACUGUUGCAUGUCAUUCCUGCACAUGAUGAUUUUAUCAGGGGUCUGUGUACUACUAAAGAUGGACUGUACAUUGCUACUGCAUCUGAUGACCACACUAUCAAGUUAUGGAAAGCUGAAACCUUAAAUAUUGAUGCUACUUUGAUUGGCCACACUCACGCAGUGAACAGUGUAGUGGCAGCAGGUAUGUAUGUAAUACAUGAGAAAAUAUUCAAGAUUUGGGGAAUCUUGCUCGAUGCAGUAAAAACCCGUAUAGAUGAAAAACCCUCACUUUUGUACCCUAACUGUGGUAGAAAGCAGGUUCUAAGUGCAGGUAAAUGCAAGUACACGCUUAAUUUAAUACUAGAUUGCAAAUUUAAUAACAUGAUUUGCUGUUUAUUACUCAACGAGGAUACAUUUUUCUCUAGUUCAGAGGCUUUUAAAUAGCAAUUAUCAGUAUAGUAAUACUGUCAACAGCUCACUAAUUAAGGAAGUGAAUAAUUUAAAAUAGUAAUCCAGGAAGAACUGUUUUUGACAAGAAAUGACAACCAGUUAAGAACUAACUCGGCCUGAUUUCUUGCUAAGUACUCAUUAUGAAGAACCACUUCAGGCUGACAUAAAAAUGUAGUGGUUCUUUUAUGCCAGUUUUUACAGAAAUCUCGAGCGAAUUUUCGAUUCCUGCCGGAUGUCCUAUAUUGUUUAGCCCGCGCGCAGGCCCACCGAGCAAAGAAUAGUGGGCCUGCAAGGAAAGCAGGGUAUUUUGUAUUUGUCGCGUUCGCACACGAACGAAGCAUUCUGAUUGGCUGUUUGCGGUUGGAUUCUAUAAUUAGAUCAGUGAUUCAUCACAAAGGCUCUCGAUAAGCUUUAAAUUGGAUCUGAUCACUUUUCGAUUAAAAAUGGAACAAGAACAGACUGUUUAUCGUUUACUUGAAGGAAGAGAUGUUUUUGCCGUUAUGCCAACGGUGAUUGGUUUUCGUGAAGUGUUGGAAUAGCAACAUUACCACUGGGGUAAACUAUAGUAACCUUUACUUGUGUUUUAUUAACUUCAAACAGAGUUGAUACGUUAUAUGUCCCUCAAGAAGAUUAUCUUUUGGUUGAUGUUGAUUGACUCUGUUCUUGCACUGAAGAAAACAGCGCUUGUCGCGGUGAAGCUUUAGAGGCAGUUGCAUGUAAGCCUAUAUUCGAAACACUUUGCGAUUUGCAGGGCUUAUAUGAGAGGGCGAAACAGAAGACGGUAAUUGCCGUUUGGAACGAUCUGGACUCUGAACGCUUUUUUCUUUUGUCGAGUUCUUUACCAAAUUAAAUAACUGAAAUCAAUUUCGUACUUUCCGCCCACAAGAAUUGCACACACGAUCUGAUAAGUGAGACAAUUUAUUUAUAACAAUGGCGACAGAAGCACACAUCAAGACCCCAAAAACUUGCAGCUUUAAACAUUAUCGUGUUAAAAUAAAGGUUAUCUAUCUAUCUAUUAAUGCUAAUGUGGUCGCACGACUUCCCUCACGAUUUGAAGUUUGAGACAGGGUUUCUGUUGAAAUUCGUCCUAAUUUGCCUGUUCCGAAUUUAGAUUGCAAAUUUGGCAAUUAUUUGAAGCUGACUGAUUUCCUUGCUUUUUACAUUGUUUCCAUUCUGAAUACGCAGAGAAAACCCCGCAAAUUUUAAUGUGAGUUUGUUUACUAUUUGGGUUGCUGUCAUUGGUUCUUUUUUGACAAUUGACGCGCGAAUGGGGCGUGUUAUGAAAAGGAGCGUUUUACAAAACACCGGGUCUUUCUUGCAGGCCCACUAUUCUUUCCUCGGUGGGCCUGCACGCGGGCUAUACAUUGUUUGAAUAUUUCGUAGCUGCUCCCAUUCGCGUCUAAAAUAUGCGUAUAAUUUUCGCUCAAAAAUUCCAUCAACAAAACCAUUCAAAAUGCAAUGUAUGUGUGUAUCUUAUACAUCUGGUAUGCCCAGUAUAUAUAGGCAUCGGUGAUGUUACAGGUGGUUGGUUACAGGAUAUCGGCUGGGUGCCAGAUGUUCUUCCAUGCUCGCAGGGGGAAAAUGAGGGAUACACGAGGAUGGAAGUUGGGCCGGGGGCAAGCGGGAAGAAACUCUGGAUUUGCUGUUUUGAUUGUCACAUGUCAAUCAAACGUUAGCCAAUAGGGCAAGUACUUAUUUCUAACUGAUGAUUUUAGGCGUGUGAAAUCGAACAUUUGAGAAAUGGAAAUUGCGACAGAAUGUGUUAAUUUCACAACAAAAAUUUAAAAUUAGCAUGAGUCUUACAGUAAAAUAACCCGAAUAGUAUUAUAUGGGCACAUGGUGUCUGGCUGUACACCUGUUGAAAGCGUUACAAAAAAAGUUGGAGACGAUAAAUAUUGUCGAGUUUGUGAUAAAUUAAUCGUUAUUCACAGUGGGUAUUUUAAUAUAUUCAGUAAAAGAAUUUCAAAUAGUAAAAUGCGUUUUUGGUAGAUUGAACUUUGAAGCAUCUCUCGUUCAUUAUAAUAGUCUCCGGUUUGGCAAAAACAAAUGAAUAUUUGCCGUCUAAGACUCCCUUCUUGUCUUGACAUGUUUGAUUACCAGACAGACACGCACACGAAAUUCCUCUCUUAUUCAGUUCGUUCUUGUUAGAUUCUAUUAGUGCGACGAGGGCAUAUGACUAAGACUAUACCAUCCUCCGGGAAACUAUUGUUCCCGAUUGUAUAGAACUCUCGACACAACGACGGAAGUAGCUGGAAGAUAAGCGAUUUACCAAAGCCCGUUGGCAAUGUAGCAAACACAUCACGGCAAUAAAUCAACUGAAAAGGGCAUUUUGAUGUUUAUUGAGUUUUGUAAUACCAGUAAAAAAUUUCAAAACCGAAUUAACCGCGUUGUUGAAAUCCUCUCGCAAAGCUAAAGCAUAUUUACGCCAGACUAUGUUAAAUAUAAUCAACAACAGCAAUGUUUGUGUACGCCUGUACUGACUCUGAACGAUAUUAUCAUAAAGGACAUACGGUUCAAACAACUAAUGAAAGUCAUUGUUUUAACAAGUGCAUGUUGUUAAUCAAUUAACGCCCAGCUUGCAUUGUCGUGUAUCCCUCAUUAUCCCCCUUCGAGCGUGGAAGAACCUCUCGCACCCACUUCAAGAAAAAAAUAGAUGCUAGCAAGGGGACUAUUAUAUGAAAUUACAAAAUGAUAGUUCAUUGUUCGUCGGGUUCGAUUUUCUUGAAACUAAAUGAAGUGUUUUCAUGUUUUUAAAACAAAACGUAUUUAGUUGUCGAUGAACUGUAAAUCGCCAAAAUAAUCGUUGAAAACCGUGGUUUCAAAAGCGUUGCCUUAUGGCUCAAGCAAUGUCGAAAAAUAUUUAAAAGUAAUUGUGAGCAGUAAGUAUUAAAAAGAGUACUGAACUCCAUUUGUAUUAUAAAACAGUUGAAAUAUUUUCAGAAUAUAGCUAUUGAAUUUGAGUCUGACUUCAUCUUUUAUGUUUUGUUUUGGCUUGCACAACAACGUUUAAAAUUUAUUUUUGACGUCCAUCGCGACCUAGCAUCCAUAGUAGGCAGACGUGUUUUAUUUAGCUACGUAAAUAUGACACUGAAUCAGAAUGAUGCUUUAUCUAAGCCAGUUUUGUUUGUCACGAGCAAAGGAACAUUCAGGUGGCUUGAUCAUUUUGAAGAACUUGAAACGUUUUGCUAUGAACCUCUAAAUGUUGAGUCAAAAUGGCUGUCGCCCGGAGGCGGUUGCAAAUCAUUUGAAGACAACGACAUUAUUAUCAGAUGGUACUCAUCAAACAACUCGCUAAUAGUUAAAGGAUCGAACAAACUUAAAUUGAUCGCUAAACCACUGCAUUUACAAGAUGACGAUUUUAGCUCAGCCUCAAGUCAAAGAAAUGUAUCAACAGUGAUUUCAGGAAGACGGCUGACAUGGGAGUCGUAGGGAGUGCUUCCUCAUGUUACCAAAGUCGUGGAGAAAUUUCAGCUUAUUCUACACAGGCAGGAUCUAAAUAUCAGAAGCGCUGAACAUACUUUUACGGGAAAGAGAUCCACGGUGACCGGUUUAGCGAGUGCAACGCAAGACUGGUUUGGAACCUAGCAGUCAUUGUUACGGUGUCCAUAUUCUAUUCCUGGAUUUUCGUAAGCCAUUUGACCUUGUCGAACACUGUUUGAGAAGUCGACUGACAUGGGAGUCGUAGGGAGUUCUGAAAGAUCGACCCAGAGUCUUCUCUCAGGUCAAACUCCCAGGUGUGCUGUCUAUGCCUAGUCAAGCGAUCGUGGGUGUCCUCAUGGCGGAGUCAUUUCGCCAACACUCUAUUAUGGUUAAUGAUAUAUUGAAGAUUGCACCCCAUUCGACCUGGCCGUUACCCCUUGCAAAUAUGCCGAUGAUUGCACCCAAUACGAACUGGUGGCGAUCAACUCUACCAGCCAUAUGCAAGAGGUUAUGAACAACCUGGAGACGUGGACCACAAGUGUCAAGAUGAAGUUAAACGCAAGUAAAACUAGAGAUAUGUGGAUCAGUUUCAGGAAAUCUUGUCCGAGCCCUGAACCUAUCAAAGCAAAUGGAACUGAACUUGUUGACAGGGUGGGUUAGGCACAUAGGUCAGGAGGCAGAUCAUUAAUGAGGUAUGGACUAAUACCGGCUGCUUAAAUCGCCAUUUGUAAGCUCACAGUCUACCUCGGUCUGCUCUAAUGUAACCAGUCACUGAAAAAUCCUGAUAAGGGAGUGAGCUGAGUAAUAUAUGUAUGUAACUUGAGCGGGUAUAUAGAAGUAUGUAAAUUGUGUGGGGACACGUGCAGAAUGACUUAAUUUAAUUUAAUUUAAUUUAAUUUAAUAACUUUGCCGUUACAUAAAUUACAAAUUCUGGCAGGGUUCCCACAACAGCAUAACGCCAAUUACUGCGACCCAAUAAUAAUAUCUAACAAACAAUGACAAAUUAACAGUUAGACAACUAAACAAGUAUGCAUGCAAACCAACAAACUUACGUUCUAUAACGCACUACAAAAAAUUAAUGUAUUAAUAACAGCAAGACGCUGGAUAUGCAAGACUACGCACAGAGUUGCAUUUAAGACAUAGUUUUAAGUGUUCGAGGAUUAUCAGGGUCAUAAUUGAGCUCUAAUGACUGAUAAUAGUAUUUUAAUAAAAUUCUUUUGAAAAUGAUAAGGCUGUCCAUGUCGAAAUGAAGUUUAUCAACAAGUCCGUUCCAUAGACGACAAGCUCUUACAAAGAAUGAUUGUUGGUAGGUAGUGGUUUUGCUUUUGCGUAUAACAUAUUUCACGGUGUUGUUGGAUGAUGAUCAUGUCGUUCUGUGUGUUACACGGGUGACGAGAAGAGCAGACGUUUCUACGAGGCCAUAGGUGACGUUUCUACGAGGCCAUGGGUGAUGUUUCUACGAGGCCAUGGGUGAUUUUAAAGACGAGGGUCAAGUCUAGAUAUUCGUGCCAGUAUGAUACAGGAAGAAGAAGAAGGGAAACUAAUCUUGUCCUAUAGUCCACGUCUGUCGAAAAUGGCAAAUUUAAAAUGAAUUUUGUUGCGCGUCUCUGAGUUCUUUCCAACAUGUUGAUGAGAUCGAUCGCCUGUUUUGCCCAAAUCUGUGAUCCAUAGCCGAAAUGAGAGCGAACCAGUGCAAGAUACAGUGAUCGUCUUGGUAUUAUAUCUGUCACAAACAUAGUGUUUCUUCUGAUGUAGCCCAGUAGUUUACCUGCUUUCGACACUUGUUGGCGUACUUGCACUUUCCACGUGAGGUUUGACGAUACGCAAAGUCCAAGAUCCCUUUCGGUGUCCGUCGUAUCCAGUUGCUGCUCGUUCAACAUGUAAGUUGACGUGAUCGGUGUAAUCUUCCUUGUUAUUUGCUGCUGUUUACACUUCGAUUCAUUGAACGUCAAACCCGAUAUUGAUGGCCAGUGUUCUAAGUGUCUGAGAUCGUUUUGGAGUAACACCGCAUCGCUUUGACAUUUGAUCGCCGAGAAUAGCUUCGUAUCAUCAGCAAACAUUGCUACUUUGCUGGUUGUUACUGAAUCGGGAAGGUCGUUGACAUAUAAUAAAAACAGAACUGGUCCAAGAAUGGAACCUUGCGGCACACCUGAUGAUAUAGGAAGUGUGUUCGAUGUAGCACCACGUACUGUGACGCGCUGACCACGACCGGUUAAAUACGAAGAGAACCAUUUCAGCAAGCUACCUCUACAGCCGAAAUUCCUCAAUUUGUUAAUUAGUUUUCUGUGAUUGAUCCGAUCAAAAGCUUUAGACAUAUCGAGAUACUUAAAAUGGAACACUCACGUUUACGACAUUUUGAGCAUGGCUGGACGGAUGUAUUACCUCCGAGAAUGCAGGAGGGCAAAACUACCCACGGAAGUUCGUUUAUAAACUUAUCGUACCAAUAUUCGACCUCUAAUAGAGUACGUUUCCCCUACAUUCGGGGAGGUUUGUCUGCCUAUCUUUCUACAGAACUGCAGAGAGUGCAGAACAGGUGUCUAAACAUAAUAGGUCUGCCUAGAAGCACUCUUCCUUCACCAUUGAAACAUAGGAAUGCUCUCACCAUUAGGGAAUAUAAGAACAUCAUUAAAUCAAACAUUCAUCCUUGCAAGCGCUUAGAAGCACCUACAAUGCACAAACACAAUUUAACCAGAUACGAGUCCUUCUAUCGCGCACUAUAAAUCGGUACCAGUCUUCGUUUAUAGCCAGAGGGGCCAGACAUUAUAAUAAGCUGGUGAAUUAGUUGUUAUAUACGGAUUACUUUUUGUACAUUUUUAUCAUACAAUUAGCACAAUUCUUAGUCUUUUGAACUUUGCUGUUUUGUAACCAUUUUAGCUUUUUUAAAAGUUGUAAUACUGCUGUAAUUCUCUUGCCAAGAGUAGUAAUUAAAGUCUGUUAUUAUGAUACCGAAGGUCGAGCUAGCCUGUGUUCCAGUCCACUACAACGGAGUAGUGGACUGGAACACAGGCUAGCUCGACCUUCGGUAGCAUAAUACCGGUGUAGUCAACACACAACACAACGGUGUAGUGGGCUGGAACACAGGCUAAGGUCGAGCCCAAUAUUGAAGUCCAGACUUAAUAUUUUGCCAUAUUGGGUGACGAUGAAUUCAAUGUUUUAUUAUAUGGAACAAAAAAUGGUUUUUGUAAGCGAUAAUAUAAUACAGCCAAAAUAAUACACAUGGGCGGAGAAUUCGGUUAAAUAACUAAACAAAAGAUUUAGUAACCUCUGGCCGGUUGUAUAAAACUCUUAACUACUUUUUAACCACUAUUUUGUAUUUAAAUAGUAGUAGACUUUAAAAUACGCGAUUUUCAUGGGCUAACUUUCGCACUAACUGUAGUUAACUUUAACUCUUUCUCGACAGGUCCCUAUUGAAUAAAUCACUCAUGAUUUACUCAUUUUUGCGGUUCAUAUCUUCAGUUCGGUAAAUGCUACGUGGACCAAAAUACCACCAUUCGAUUCAGUGUAACGAUAGCUACUCAUUCCUAUCGAUAGAUUUAGUGAAUGGCAACAUUAUAGCAAUUUAUGAGCUUUGAAAGUCAAACGAGCUCGUAUAUGAUCAAAUUACGCAAUAUUACUGACAAAUUAUAAACAUAAACAUACCUUUCGCCGAAUAUAACUUCGUCCCAUUGAGACGUAUGCUCAUUCUGAUCUUCUUGAUGAAUUAAGAGCGAGUCUCUACAAAAAUCAAACAUACCGCGGCAAGGCUCAAAAUUUUAAAUUCGCUCUACUUUUGAAUUUAAGUUAACUAUGACAAAGUAUGAAACGUCAUAUGGUUAGUUUUUAAAAAUACUCUUUUGUUUAUGAAAAAAAGGCAAAAAAAUAUUUCAGGUGUGAGGACCGAUUUUCGCAAUCGAAAAAUGACCGAAAUUGCGUAUGUUUACUUAAUCCUGGUAUCCAAACCCUAAAUCCAAAUAGCCUUAUUAUACUUUCUGCUAAAGAUACAUCACUCCCGCGUUUAUUAAAAUUGGUUUUAUGAUAAUUGAACAACUGAACACAUUUGUGCACAAUAAAGAGCGACGGGUACUGAUCUUUAUUGUUUGUCAUUGCGUGUAAAAAGUGACAGAUUUCUCCAUUUGCCAUCCUUUCAAAUCUUAUGAGAUUUUGCACAAGCACUAUUGGAAAACUGCUCUUUUCAGAAAUGUAUAAUUUAUUUUGGGCAAAUAAAUUCACGCGCUACGAGAAAGAGUUAACUUUGGUCAUUAAAUAUGCAAAAAUCACUGUUUGGCAAUUGACCAUUUGCGUAAUAGACUAAAUUUUGAUCUCAACAAGUCUAGACAAAAAUUUCAUCACAGCUUGAAAGAGCAUCACAAAAUUAGUAAUCAAAUGACAGCCUCAAAGUGUAUCGGGCUGUCAAUUUCCCGUUUGUAAUCUAAAAUGACUGAAAAUUGCAAACUUUGCAGGGCUAUAUUAUCCGCAUUUUACAACAUUUUGCAACGAAAUUUUGGAAUAUUACUAAUUUUGUGAUGCUCUUUCAAGCUGUGAUGAAAUUUUUGUUUAGAUCAAAAUUUAGUCUAUUACGCGAAUGGUCCGAUUGCAUGACUAAAAACCCUUUGAAAUAAACUCGCUUAAAACAUCAUUGUUCUUCGCCUUUAGUUUAGAGAAUUUGAAGAAAACAUAAAUAUACAUACCGGCCUUGAAUGAAAAAAUUUUCUUUGAGCUGUUCCACUUUUGGAGUUUAUACCAGGAGUUUAAUAUUGUCGACCGUUCGGUUGUUUACAUCUCCGCCUUAUACAUCGACUCAAAGUUCUUGGAAUCCAAUCUAUCAGAAAUCAGCUAACAAUUCACACAACUUCCAUUCGUGUUCAAGUAAUGCCACUGCGAUGUAUUACUGUAAUGUUGUCAUUUCUUUUUUAAUAUUUUUUCUCUAUUAAGUGGAUUAUUGCGAAUUGAGGUUUUUUUUAUUGCUGUAAUUUACUUUGGAUUUACAAUUAUUAAUAUUCUUAAAAACAAACAGUCAAAAUUAAUGGUAUUUUUUCUCUAUUAAGUGGAUUAUUGCGAAUUGAGGGUUUUUUUAUUGCUGUAAUUUACUUUUAUUUACAAUUAUUAAUAUUCUUAAAAACAAACAGUCAAAGUUAAUAUUUCAGAAAUUCUAUUUUAUUUUUAUACUGACAUAUUGAAAAAGCUAAAUGUUUACAUUAUAGGUGGCGGGCUUCCUGUCGAUUUGGCGGAAGUAAUGCCACUGCGAUGUAUUACUGUAAUGUUGUCAUUUCUUUUUUAAUAUUUUUUCUCUAUUAAGUGGAUUAUUGCGAAUUGAGGGUUUUUUUAUUGCUGUAAUUUACUUUUAUUUACAAUUAUUAAUAUUCUUAAAAACAAACAGUCAAAGUUAAUAUUACAGAAAUUCUAUUUUAUUUUUAUACUGACAUAUUGAAAAAGCUAUUUGUCACCAAAUGUUUUCAUUAUAGGUGGCGGGCUUCCUGUCGAUUUGGCGAAAGUAAUGCCACUGUGAGGCAUUACUUGUAUUUUUAAUAUUGUUUUUAUGUGGAUUAUUGUCGAAAAAAUGCGAUCCGCACGCCGCUUAUGCUAUUGUUAUCAUGAUUAAUUAAUAUCCGUCACGAGCACCCCAUAACAAUUAAACUUCCUUGAAAAGUCAGCAUAUUGGUAUUUGAACUGACAACUGAUCAGAGUGGUUUCGAAGGAAAUGGUACUCUCUAGACGCUACUAUUUUGGUCCAAUAGUAGGCACGGAUUGGCACAGAUUAUUCAUUUGAUCGCAGAGAUAUCAAUACUGCAGUAGCAUUGCUUCCGCCAAAUCGACAGGAAGCCCGCAUCAUCUAAUUAUAAAUGUAAAUACUUUUUUCGAUAUCUCAGUACAGUAUAUGAAUAAAAUAUAAUGUCUGCAAUAUUAAACUUGACUCUUUCUGCAUGGCUUAUUUUUUUUUAUUGGCUUAGCUAUAACAAUUGUAAAUGGAAUACGAAUGGAAUACGAAGUUGACUGUGUAAAUUGUUAGCUGAUUUCUGUUAGCUGGACUCCUUGAACUUUGAGUUUAAUAUGUAGUUAAGUUAGGGAUUAAACUCCAAAAGUGGAACAGCUCAAAGGAACUUUUUGCAUUCAAGGUAUGUAUAUUUAUGUUUUCUUGAAAUUCUCUAAACUAAAGGUGAAGAACAAUGAUGUUUUAAGUGAGUUUAUUGCAAGGGGUUUUUAGUCACGCAAUCGCCAAACAGUGAUUUUGCAUAUUUAAUGAACCAAAGUUAACGUUAUCUUUCUCAAAACGUGUGAAUUUAUUUGCCCAAAAUAAAUAAUACAUUUCUGAAAAGGGCAGUUUCCCAAUAGUGCUUGUGCAAAAUCCCAUAAGAUUUGAAAGGAUGGCAAAUGGAGAAAUCUGUCACUUUACAUGCAAUGACAAACAUUAAAAAUCAGUACCCGUCGCUCUUUAUUGUGCACAAAUGUGUUCAGUUGUUCAAUUAUCAUAAAAACACUAUUAAUAAACGAGGGAGAGAUGUAGCUUUAACAGAAAGUAUAAUAAGGCUAUUUGGACUUAGGGUUUGGAUACCAGGAUUAAGUAAACAUACGCAAUUUCGGCCAUUUUUCAAUUGCGAAAAUCGGUCCUCACAGCUGAAACAUUUUUUUGCCUUUUUUCAUAAACAAAAGAGUAUUUUUAAAAACUAACCACAUAACGUUUCUCACUUCACCAUAGUCAACUUAUAUUCAAAAGUAGAACGAAUUUAAAAUUUUGAGCCUUGCCACAUAUUUCUCAUUUUGUUUGAUUUUUGUAGACAGUCGCUCUUAAGAAGUUAAAAAUAACACGUAUAGUGUUAUUUUCAAGCUUCUAUCUUUAAAGUUCAACAUUUAGUGCCGAAUUUUGUAUUUCUGCUCCGAAUAUGCGUUAAUCCCAACCGGAAAUACGACGAAAAACCGUCAAAACAAUGCUACGCUUGUAUCGCGUAACUCUGGAAAUGCCAGAAAUGGAUUCUACAGGCCAAAGUGCACCCAUACGCGUGAGUUUUACGUCAUCCCGGCUAAAGGGAGCUCCUUAUUGGCCAAGUAUUACGUAAUACACGCGCGUGCUAGUAAAACCCGAUACUUUAAAAAUUCAAAAUAAAUAUUUCUAGUCGGCGUAUACAUACGAAACUUUCUACACGAAAGCGCUUGAAUACAUAGAGUAUUUUACACUUAUAUCCUUUCAGGAAAUGACACCAAAGUUUAGAAUAUAUUCAACUUUUUCUCAUUUUCUCGUUUGAAUGUUUGGCGAAGCGGUGAGUAUAAAAUAUAUGAUUGUUUCGGUUUGUGUAAUGUUUUGACGGCCCUUGACCCCCCCCCCCCUUUCGAAAGGUUAUAUUGUGAGGAUUUCAAUGGUGGGAUUUAUUUAAAAGGGGGGUAAAUACUUGUCGAGAUGUUUAUAUUAGAAAAAUUGAAUCGAAAUUUAAUACGAAACAGGUUGUCGAGAAAGAGUUUUAACUACUUUUUUAUACAACUGACCUCUAUAGGGUUUUCAAAAACAAUUCUAAAUUAAAAAAACUCAAUUCCAUGUAGUAAGUAUGUUGAGUCUAGUAGUUUUUUCUACCCAGUAUGACUACAUUCCAUGUAGUAACUGGGUAGAAAAACUGUGUCUAAAUAAUGUUCCAAAUCCUUUUCAUUACAUUGCAAUAUCGUUUGUUUUGUGUUUGAAAUUGACAAAACAUCUGGAAAGGUUUGUUCAACCUGGGAAAAAACGGUAAGCUACUGAUCAACAUAUAUGCUCCUGUCCUACAACGUAAAAUGUCGGACAGACACGUGACCUUAUUGAAGACUCGUGAUUGGUCAAUUCAUGUGAGCAUUUAAUAACAGCUCAUUUAGUCUUAUAGAGUGAGUAGCGAAAGUAAGAUGGAUUUUCGAUUGGAGAAUACAUAAACGUAUCAGACGAACUUUCUUUCAUCUGUCUGUAAUUAAAAUCUGACCAUUCUCUUUUUUAAUUUAGGAAAUGACAAUCCAAUGCUUGUGUCUGCUUCAAACGAUGGAACUUUAAAGAUUUGGGAUGUAAAAAAGCAUCAAGAAAUUCGUACCCUCAGUAGUCAUAAGGGCGGUGUUACUUGUGUUGCUGUGAGCCCAGAUACGAGGCAUAUUAUCUCCGGGGGCGAUCGCAACGAUAUGAUUGUAAAAUUGUGGUGUUUCCGCACUGGGGAAUUACUUUCCUGCUUUGAAGGUCACACCAGUGAUAUCUGGUGAGUUCAUAGACCUUGGCAUCUCUGUGACAGCGGUACCAUUUUCCCAAUAGGGACCUUUAGCAUGUAGGACGGCAACGCGACGAGACAAAAUCCUUCGAAUAAAUAACUUUAAGGAAAACUUGUCGUGUAUCAUUCGUUGUACGAAUUUAAUACAGUUUUAGGAGGUUAAGAAGGAGGUUGAUAUUUGAGAAGACUUCUAUUAAGCCAGUUUGCCGAGUACCACUUCUCGCGCGUUCUAUACAAGACGUAAAAAUCAUUAGUUUGCUAUUGUGAACAGAGCGAAGACGACGUGUAAAACUCCCAAGGGGCUUUUAAUUAUUCUUUUAAUAUCCCUAUCUUGAAUUUCAUUGUAUCAAUACCCGUCGCCGUCAUUCUAGCUAAAGGUCCCUAAUAUGCAUUUGUCAGAUUAUAAUUUCACCUCAGUGGGUGCUUCCAGUUUUACUCUAGAUCUACCUGGGUACUCUGGCUGGUUUCUUCCACGAGUAACAAUAAAGACCAACACAAUUUGGUUUCCCUCUGCAGUACAACUGGGCGUAUUGGCGAUUGACUUUUACUAGAUCUCUAGGGAGAAGAGUUUAAAAGUGAAAAAAAUAUCCAGUCUAAAUGAAGUGACUUUAGUUGAGGUUUUCAUCUGUAGUAACAGUUGAUUAAUACAAAAUUACCCUUAAUCGACCUCUGCCAGGGCAGUUUAGAACGGAUGGACCUAUCUUGUAUAAAUAAAGUUAGUUUUUAGUUAAGUUCGUUCAGUAGAAACACUAUAGGCUAACAAGGAUGAUGCUCUUGGCACCUCUGGAGAGAAAAGUCGACAAUCAGCUUCUUGCAUUUCAGCUGUGUGUCAAUAACUUCUGAUGGGUCCAAGGCGUUAUCCUGUUCUCGUGAUGCGAGUUUCAGAGUUUGGGAUUUGGACAUUAGUGCACACUUGAGACAAGACAUGUCACGUGGCCAUUCAGACAGGGUCACUGACAUUGCAGUGACACGUGAUGGCUUGAGAUGUGUUUCCACUUCCGCAGACAGUUCUUUCAGAAUUUGGAAAUGUGACACAGCAGAGUCAAAGGAAUGUUUUACUUUCAGAGGUAUAGUCAGAAUUGUCUGUUUGAGCCAGUGUUCUUUUUUAAUCGUGACGAAAUUUUACGUAUUCAUUUUAAGCCGGUUACAAACAAGCUCGUUUUCUAUGAUAAGUUUUCAAAUGACAAGCUUUAUUUGCCCGCCUGUAAAGGCAACUUUGCAAAGUUUUUUUUUUUUUUUAUGACAAGUACAGAUGUAAAUUGUCUUAUAAAAACUUGGCAAUGUUUAAAUUUUGCUCGUCCAUGGGUUAACAAAAGAAAAUUUGACAAAGUAAUUUGAGCACUUCCAUGCAGUGACCCGAUAAUAAUACGGUUGAAAGGUUUUUGUAGAUGCUCAAAAUUUCCAUCCAACAAAAACCCUUCUCAAUCGUUAGUUCUAUCGAGCGAGAUGCCCAAAAUAACGAUACUGAUAUAUUUUUGUAUUAGGUAUGUCGUAA
Molecule: messenger RNA, 15066 nt
Organism: Paramuricea clavata
Lineage: Eukaryota; Metazoa; Cnidaria; Anthozoa; Malacalcyonacea; Plexauridae
Source: the annotation of a GenBank genome assembly